This is a messenger RNA of Abrus precatorius (Indian licorice), 897 nucleotides long. Its product is annotated as B3 domain-containing transcription factor VRN1-like. NCBI's taxonomy places the organism in Eukaryota, Viridiplantae, Streptophyta, Magnoliopsida, Fabales, Fabaceae. Bases 1 to 897 code for a protein of 298 amino acids. The record is from RefSeq and is a predicted model, not a curated record. Gene Ontology annotation, molecular function: DNA binding. The transcript has 3 exons.
AUGAUCCCAAUUUCAUUUGUGGAGAAACAUGGAGAAGCCUUGCCAAGUACUAUAUUUCUUAAGCCUCCAAAUGGUACGGAAUGGAAAUUAAAUUUGGUAAAACGUGAUGAUAAAAUAUGGUUUCAGAAGGGAUGGAAAGAAUUUGCGGAGUAUCACUCUCUAGGCCACGGGCAUCUCUUGGUCUUCAGAUAUGAAAGAACUUCCCAUUUUCAGGUACAAAUCUUUGAUAUGAGUGCCUUAGAGAUAAACUACCCAUUCGAAAGUGUAAAUGGUAAAAUGGCCUCCAAUGAUCAAGAAAGCAACCCUCCAAAUAAUGAAAGCAUGGAACAUUACAAACUAAGUCAAAAGAGGAAAGAUAACUCCCCUUUGGAAUUUCUUCAACCAAGUAGAAAGAGAACCUGCAAAUGUGUUGAAGUUGAGAACAUCUUGAAAUUGCCAGAUACGGUUCUUCAUCAUACCGACACAAAGUGCGAAGAAAAAGAAGUGAUUAGUAAUAAGAAAAUUACAGUUCCUGAUAGAGCAAGUUCUUUUAAGCCUUGUAAUCCGUCGUUCUCGAUGGUUAUGUAUCCAUCGUACGUGUCUGGUGGUAAUAUGUGUUUACCAUCAAAGUUUUGUAAGAUGCACUUUGAUGUGCACCAGCAGUAUGGAGACACAGAUCUUCAGGUGUUGAAUGGGAGAGUUUGGCCUGUUAAGUACCAAAAAAGGAAAGCACAAACGAGAUUUCAUUUCUCCAGGGGAUGGAAGACAUUUGUCAAAGACAAUAACUUGCAAGUAGGUGAUGUUUGCACUUUUGAACUCCUUCCUAGGACUAAACUCACCUUCCAGGUUCACAUCUUUAGAGAGACAGACAAAUCAUUUCAAACUGUUCCACAUCUGAAGGUAGGAUUGAUGUUUUAA